AUGAAGUCAGACGUCUGGUAUUUCCUUUUCCUCUGCUUCCUAGUUGAAGUUCUAAACGGAGAAAUCAAUGAUUCUGCCAAGCCUGAGAUGUUCACCUUUCACAAAGGAGGUGUGCAAAUUAGGUGCAAACACCCCGCCACCCUCCAGCAAUUUAAAAUGCAGCUGCUGAGAGGGAAGCAGCUGCUAUGUGAGCUCACCCAGACCAAGGAGGCCGGACACACGGUGUCCACCACGAAGAACCUGGGUUUCUGUCAGUCUCAGUCGUCCAAUGACAGUGUCUCUUUUUUCCUGUACAACCUGAACAGUUCUUACGCCAGCUAUUACUUCUGCCAGCUGAUCGUUUUUGAUCCUCCUCCAUUCACUAUAGAGACCCUUAGUGGAGAAUAUUUGCAUAUUUAUGAAUCACAACUUUGUUGCACCUUGAAGUUCUGGUUGCCUGUCAUAUGUGCAGCUUUUAUUGUACUCUGCAUUUUGGGAUGUGUGUUUAUUGGUUGGCUUACCAAAAAGAAGUACCAGUCCGUUCUGCAGGACCCCAACAGUGAGUACAUGGCCAUGGCCGCAGUGACCACUGCUAAAAUCCCCAGAUGCAGAGGCGUGAAGCUCAUUGGCCAGCUCCUUGCAUCUGGAAAUUCAAGAUUCUUUCCUUUCCUGGACCCCAGAGCCUGA
Echinops telfairi (small Madagascar hedgehog) is the source of this 666-nucleotide messenger RNA. It is a transcript of the gene ICOS, whose product is annotated as inducible T cell costimulator. Lineage: Eukaryota; Metazoa; Chordata; Mammalia; Afrosoricida; Tenrecidae. The transcript has 5 exons. The coding region runs from base 1 to 666 and encodes 221 amino acids. Gene Ontology annotation, biological process: T cell tolerance induction; T cell costimulation; cell-cell adhesion. The record is from RefSeq and is a predicted model, not a curated record.